AGACAAAGAGAGAAGGAGACAGCCGCGAGAAAGAGAAACGUGUACCGAUCUGACGAAUUCGGAGGCUGGGCAAACGGCCGGGUAUAAAACAGUUGAUCGCCGGCGGAGUCGGCAUCAGUCACGCUUAACUUCGCUUUCCUGCUCGACACGACCUGCUAACAUGAAGAUCGCUAUCGUUUUCCUCGCCGUGGUGGCCUGCGCUUUGGCGGACGAGAAAUACACCACCAAGUACGACAACAUCGAUCUGGAUCAGAUCCUGAGGAGCGACCGUCUGCUGAACAACUACGUAAACUGCCUGUUGGAGAAGGGAAGCUGCACUCCUGACGGCAAGGAGCUUAAAAAGACCCUGCCGGACGCGCUGGAGAACGCGUGCAGCAAGUGCAGCGAGAAGCAGAAGAAGGGCAGCGAUAAGGUCAUCCAGUAUCUGGUAAAAGAGCGUCCGCAAGUGUGGGAGAGACUGUCGAAGAAGUACGACCCGACCGGCGACUACACGCGCAAGUACAAGGAUGAAGCCAACAAGCGCGGAAUCAAAUUGUAAAUUAUUCGUACUAUAAAUUUCCCUUUCGAGGAUGCCUAAGUGCCACGCUCCAAUCAAACACAAAAGAAAACAUGACAUUUUGCUCACAUUCGAUUCCUUUGAAUUGUACCUAUGUUGAUCUAUUUGGAGAAUAAACGUUGUAUAAAAUAAACCUAA
Nomia melanderi (Alkali bee) is the source of this 694-nucleotide messenger RNA. RefSeq names its product ejaculatory bulb-specific protein 3-like. NCBI's taxonomy places the organism in Eukaryota, Metazoa, Arthropoda, Insecta, Hymenoptera, Halictidae. The record is from RefSeq and is a predicted model, not a curated record.